AUGCUAAUAAGUCGCCAGAACAAGGAAAAACCAACGUCGGGGCCAAAGUGGUUCAAUCUACCCAAGACAGUAGUUACUCCCGAAUUAAAGCGGGAUCUUCAGAUUCUCCGCAUGAGAUCCGUACUUGAUCCUCACCGCCACUACAAGAAGGAGAACGGCAAGGCGAAGAUACCAGAGUACUCCCAGGUUGGUACCAUCAUUGAAGGACCCACCGAAUUCUUCAGUGCCCGUAUCACAAAGAAAGAGCGCAAGAACAAUUUUGCAGAAGAAAUAAUGGCUGCAGAGAAGGAGAGCGGCCGCUUCAAGCGCAAGUAUGCUGAAAUUCAGGAAGCCAAGACCAGCGGGAAGAAGGCAUAUUACAAGAAAUUAAAGGCAAAGCGGGCCAGGCCAAUGAAAUGA
Trichophyton benhamiae CBS 112371 is the source of this 399-nucleotide messenger RNA. RefSeq lists its product as uncharacterized. Bases 1 to 399 code for a protein of 132 amino acids. Gene Ontology annotation, molecular function: RNA binding. Gene Ontology annotation, biological process: RNA processing. The record is from RefSeq and is a predicted model, not a curated record. Gene Ontology annotation, cellular component: nucleolus. NCBI's taxonomy places the organism in Eukaryota, Fungi, Ascomycota, Eurotiomycetes, Onygenales, Arthrodermataceae. The transcript has a single exon.